Polyodon spathula (Mississippi paddlefish) is the source of this 2465-nucleotide messenger RNA. RefSeq lists its product as uncharacterized. Lineage: Eukaryota; Metazoa; Chordata; Actinopteri; Acipenseriformes; Polyodontidae. The record is from RefSeq and is a predicted model, not a curated record. The coding region runs from base 920 to 1690 and encodes 256 amino acids. The transcript has 7 exons.
UGAAUCAAAUGCCAUCUGCUAUUGGAGAUAGCGGGCACCGGAACACACAGGACAGGUGAGCAACUGAAUCAAAUGCCAUCUGCUAUUGGAGAUAUCGGGCACCGGAACACACGGGGCAGGUGAGCAACUGAAUCAAAUGCCAUCUGCUAUUGGAGAUAACGGGCACCGGAACACACGGGGCAGGUGAGCAACUGAAUCAAAUGCCAUCUGCUAUUGGAGAUAUCGGGCACCGGAACACACGGGGCAGGUGAGCAACUGAAUCAAAUGCCAUCUGCUAUUGGAGAUAUCGGGCACCGGAACACACGGGGCAGGUGAGCAACUGAAUCAAAUGCCAUCUGCUAUUGGAGAUAACGGGCACCGGAACACACGGGGCAGGUGAGCAGGUGAAUCAAAUGAAAUCUGCUAUUGGAGAUAGCGGACGCCGGAACACACAGGACAGGUGCACCCCAAACACGGCAAGACUCGACUGAGCUAAUCCUGGACUGUAGCCGACAAAGGAUCGAGUAUCCGGGUAGUUGCGAGUUGCUUCAGGACAGGCGAUCGGUUCCUUUGAUGUCACAGUUCAAAACAAGCUGUGUUCUCACCUGGGUAUUUGCACAGGUAGAGAGAGAGAGAGAGAUUUAAAAUAAUAACAUUGCAGCUCGCAGGCGGGCGAACUUGUUGCGCGUCCGCGUCGUGCUGCUGGGCUGAAUGCAACCAGGAAAUACACAGUCAAAUAAAAGGUUUGAGCGACUUCCCUGUCAGUUUCAUCAAGUCUGUGAUUAAUUGCAGCAGCAGAGAUUUGCCACCUCACCCAGGAAUUCUGUAUAGUUUGCUAUUGGAGUACAGCUCACUCCUCACGCACUGUACAACAACACGGCGGGACUGCACAGGGAGUGAUGACCUGCUGUGACCAGCAGAGGGAGCUCCUGUAACAGCAAUGAGAGUGAACUCCUCGAUGAGCCCCGGCCUGGGCAAUGCAGCUGAGAGCACCCCCGCUCCGAGGGACCAGGUGAUCCCCGCUGGCCCCCCUUCCCCUCUCCCUGCUUGGCUGGACCAUUUACCACAAGGGGGGACCCGGGGCUGGCCUGGCACAGAGAGGGGGCGCUGUUCCUCCCUCUCCUCUGUGGACCCUUGUGGGGCAGGGGGGGCCCCCCUCAGAUGCCUGUCCCAGCUCAGAGUGAGCGCGGGGCCUCUCGAUGCUUUCCGCAGGCACAGCUGGGAGCCAGGCAAAGAGGAGCAGUACUGCCCACACUACAAGCACCACAGUGUGAGUUUGGAGAGGCUCGACCCUGAAGGGAUGGACAGAGUGAUGGGCGGUUCAGUCCCCAGGAGCACAGGUCGCGACCCCCGCAGGAAUCCCAUAAUCCACAACAGCGAGAUGCUGGACUCUCUGACGUCACUGUUGGAGGAGAGUGAGGACUUCCUGUUCCUGCAGGACCAUGCAGAUCGCCUGCAGGCUUACAGCUGCUCCGCCCCCUCCCUCUGUGUGACCUUGUCCGACAUGGAGCGGACAGACCAGGACCCCGACGAAAUCUCGCUCUAUUCUGAAGGAGGCAGUUCCACACUCAGUGUCAAUGCAGAGGGUGAUACAGGCAGUGUGCUGGAUCUCUCUUCCAGUGACUAUAAGCCCGGGAGCCCUCUCAAUCGAACCCUGAGCUUCUUCAAGAAGAUGGCUGGCAAGUCCAAGGUAGGACUCGAAAGCAACUGAACACGUUGAAUGAGAGGAAACGUGUUCUGAAUGUUAUACUUGAGGCCCAGACUCUUCACUACUUCACCUUCGUUUAGGUGUAAGCAAGGCAGUGAAAGCAGGCACAGCUGAUCAACAUUUCAGAUUCAGGCUUCAACCACAAACAAAUACCUGCAUCGUCUUUAAACAAGCAUUGUUUUCCAGUCACUCUUUGUGUCCCUCGUUGAGAUAUGAUCAUUUAACUCGCUUGACAGCUAGCGAAGUGUGUGGGUGAAUGUGUGUGUGUGUGGGUGCGCUCAUAUGCUCCUCUGUGAUUAUCCCAGGAGGUGUUUGGUGAGCUGUGUUGCGUGGGAGAGCUUUGAAUAAAGAUGUGUUAUCCUCAAUAAAACCCACAGGUUUUUGUGACUAAUGGUGCCUACCUAAAAGAUCACUUCUUUAGCUGGGUAAAGUGCAGCACAGAAACCACGCUGCAUUGAUAAAGGCACUAUAGGAAUGGAAAGCGUUGCUGCACAGCGUGACGUACAGCCCAUCCAGAACGUGGUGCAGACCUGCUGCUCAUGUCUUGGGCAGCGGCGUUAGGGUUGCAAUUGGUUAGUGUGAUAUUGUGGACAAUUUGUUGUCAUGGUUGUUUACUGGACUGAUGCUGCUAUUGAUCUUGUAGCCAGCAGAUGGCAGGGUUUCCUUUGUGUCAUUUCUCGAGUUACAGGUAUUUUAUUUAAAUUAUUAAAAGCAUUACACAGGCUGAGAAGCGACCUAACACUUACAUCAUUGUCUGUUCUGUUAGCGGAAAGGCUGC